AUGACAGAUCCUACACUAUACAGACAUCUUAUUGGUAAACUUAACUAUUUGACUCAUACACGCCCCGAUUUGUGUCAUUCUGUUUUGAUUCUUAGUCAAUUUAUGCAAAAGUCGUGUCUGUCCCAUUAUGCUGCUGCUUUGAGAGUGGUGAGUUACCUGCAGCAUUGCCCUAUUCAGGGUUUGUUCAUGUCUCAUUCUUCUUCAUUUUCCCUCAAGGCCUUUUGUGAUGCCGACUGGGCGUCAUGUCGAGAUACAAGAAGGUCAAUUAGUGGUUUUUUCAUAAGUUUGGGCAGUUCACCCAUUUCUUGGAAAUCUAAGAAACAGGCUUCUGUUUCUCUCUCUUCCACUGAGGCGGAGUAUCGAUCUAUGAGGCGCCUUGUUGCCGAGUUGACCUGGUUGGUGCGCUUACUCUCCGAUCUGUCAGUUCCUCCUGAUCUUCCAGUACCAGUUCACUCCGACAGUUAG
Molecule: messenger RNA, 465 nt
Organism: Solanum stenotomum
Lineage: Eukaryota; Viridiplantae; Streptophyta; Magnoliopsida; Solanales; Solanaceae
Exons: 1
Coding region: 1-465 (154 amino acids)
Source: RefSeq, a predicted model, not a curated record